Scleropages formosus (Asian bonytongue) is the source of this 1020-nucleotide messenger RNA. Its product is annotated as trace amine-associated receptor 1-like. Gene Ontology annotation, molecular function: trace-amine receptor activity. The record is from RefSeq and is a predicted model, not a curated record. Gene Ontology annotation, biological process: G protein-coupled receptor signaling pathway. NCBI's taxonomy places the organism in Eukaryota, Metazoa, Chordata, Actinopteri, Osteoglossiformes, Osteoglossidae. The transcript has a single exon. Gene Ontology annotation, cellular component: membrane. The coding region runs from base 1 to 1020 and encodes 339 amino acids.
AUGAUCAACCAAUCCAAGACCAGUGACACACACUUCUGCUUUGAAUCCUCAAACACAUCAUGUCCUAAGUAUAUUUAUUCAACUGCAGUUCGUGCUUCUCUCUAUAUCUUAUUAGGGGCUGUUAUAAUUAUGACAGUAUUUGGAAAUCUUCUCGUCAUUAUUACUAUAGCUCAAAUGAAACAGCUCCACACUCCCACCAACUUCCUCGUCCUCUCUCUGGCUGUAGCUGACUUUCUUCUGGGAGCCAUGGUAAUGCCACCUAGCAUGGUUCGCUCACUGGAGACCUGCUGGUAUCUGGGAAAUGUGUUCUGUCGAAUCCACUCAAGCACAGAUGUCAUGCUGUGUUGUGCAUCCAUUUUAAACCUUUUAUUAAUUUCAAUUGAUCGAUACUAUGCUGUCUGUCAGCCUCUCCAUUACCACACUAGGGUCACAAAUUGUGUCACAGUUAUCAUGAUCCUGACCUUCUGGAGUUUGUCUGCUUUUAUUUUGUUCGGGAUGAUGCUUUUCAAUAUGAGCACCAGGAAUGCUGAAGAUAUUUACAGAAACAGUUUUCAAUGUGAGGGAAGUUGUUCUGUGUUGCAAAGCAGAAUGUCAAGUGUCAUAUCAUCUGUUUUAGGAUUCUUCACCCCAGCCCUUGUUAUUAUUGUCCUCUAUCUGAAAAUUCUUGUUAUUGCAAGAAGACAAGCCUGUUCCAUUCAAAGCAGAAUGUGUGCAAAUGUGAACUUAGAAAAGAAUAAACCCUCAAGGAACAAGGGAGAACACAAAGCCACAAGGACACUGGCAAUUGUUGUUGGUGUUUAUCUUGCUUGUUGGGCUCCCUGGUUUUUGUGCAAUUUGAUCAGUCCGGAUGUAGUGAUUACAUCUCCUAUCUUUACAGAGAUGCUUAUAUGGCUUGCCUAUUUCAACUCAGCAAUAAAUCCUGUAAUUUAUGCUUUCUCUUUCAGUUGGUUUAGAAAGCCCUUUAAUUUUUUUUUAAAGAAAAUAUAUCAAUUUCAAGGAACAUUGCAAUUUACCAUGUAA